AGGGAGUUUCCACUAUCUAAAGUACCAUGGAUCUGCCUGUGGAUGAGUGGAAAUCAUACGUACUUCAGAAGUGGGCUUUGCUCCCAAAGUCCAUUCAGGUCACAAUUUGUACAGCAGAGACUUUGAGUGAUAUCUUUCUUCACUCCUCUUUGCUUCUUCAACCUGAGGAUGAGAUGUUUUUAAAAAGGCUUUCUAGAGGUUAUUCUGUGGCAAAGGACCCUAGCGCUCCCCUUUUCUACAGAGAAGAAGGAAACAAAAAAUUUCAGGAGAAAGAUUACAUGGGAGCCACAGUGCUGUACUCUAAGGGAGUGUCACAUUCAAGGCCAAACACUGAGGACAUUGCAUUGUGUUAUGCCAAUCGCUCUGCAGCCCUCUUCCACCUGGGUCAGUAUGAAACAUGUCUUAAAGACAUCAGCAGAGCACAGAUGCAUGGGUAUCCAGAAAGAUUGCAGCCUAAGAUGAUGUUACGUAAGGCAGAGUGUCUGGUGACCCUGGGGAGACUACAGGAGGCAAGCCAGAUCAUCAGUGAUCUUGAAAGUAAUUUCACUGCCAAACAAACCCCAGCAGCUCCCCAGUUUCAAACUCUGCAGAGCACCCUCUGUCGUCUGAAAAUGAAGGCACAAGAAAAGGAGAAUCUCACAGAAACCUUCCCAGCAGCUCUAACCCAUGCCUUUGAGGACAUGAACUUAAGGGAAGAGAAUGAACAAAUUUCCAGUGCAUCACCAUCUGUCAGUUUAUGCACAGACCCUUUAAAAGGCCGCUGUCUGAUUGCCACGAAAGAUAUUCUCCCAGGAGAGCUCCUGGUGAAGGAGGAUGCUUUUGUGAGUGUGCUUAACCCAGGAGAAAUGCCACCACUGCAUUAUGGCCUGGAGAGCAAGCGGAAUACCAGAGUUGCCAAUGGGGAUCUCUACUGUCACCGGUGUUUGAAGCACACUUUGGCCAUGGUUCCCUGUGACGGAUGCAGCUAUGCCAAGUAUUGCAGCCAGGAGUGUAUGCAGCAGGCCUGGGAUCUCUACCAUAGCAUAGAGUGCUCUCUAGGGGGGCUGCUUCUCACACUGGGGGUCUUUUGCCACAUUUCCCUGAGGUCCACUCUUUUAGCUAGAUUUGAGGAUGUUGGCAAAGUCAUAAGGAAGCUUUGUGGUGAGAUUAGUAACAAGGAUCUCUCUCUACCUGAAAGCAAGAAUCUGGUGCAAACACUCAGUUAUGACCUAGGAGAGGAGAGUGAGAAAAAUGGCAAAACAAUGGAGCCCCCAAUUCCUGGAUGUGACAUUAAUGGAAAGUAUAUAAAUAAUUAUAAUGCUGUCUUACACCUUUUGCCCCAUACUAAAAAUCAUAGCCCAGAGCACAAAUUCCUCUGUGCCCUAAGUGUUUCUGCACUAUGCAAGCAGCUGGAAGCAGCCAAUUUACAGACCCUCCCAAGUCAGGAAUCCUCACAGCCCAAAGCAGCAGUGGUUCCUGCGAUGUGUCAAGAGUUGCAUAUUUGGGGAGUGGCCAUGCUGAGACACAUGUUACAGCUUCAGUGUAAUGCUCAGGCAAUAACUACCAUACAGCAAACAGGAUCUGAAGAGAACAUCGUUACCGACAGCAGGCAGGUACGCCUUGCCACGGGCCUCUUCCCCGUUGUCAGCCUCCUGAACCAUUCCUGCAGCCCCAACACCAGCGUGUCCUUCCUUAGCACUGUCGCCACCAUUCGGGCAUCGCAGCAGAUUGGAAAAGGGCAAGAGAUUCUCCACUGUUAUGGGCCUCACGAGAACAGGAUGGGAGUUGCUGAAAGGCAGCAGAAGCUGAGGUCUCAGUAUUUCUUUGACUGCAACUGCCUGGCUUGUCAGAAGGAAAAGCCCAGAGCCGCCGCAGGGCCCCCGUGGGAAGCGUUCUGCUGUAACAGUUGCGGAGAACUCAUGCAGGGAGGUGAUGUGCUGAGCUGUGGCCACGCGUCCUGCACGGAGUCAGCCAGCAGGGACCACCUGGUCUCACGGUUACAGGACCUUCAGCAGCAGGUUGGGACGGCCCGGAAGCUUCUCAGAAAUGGUAAAUUAGAGCGAGCCAUUCAGCUGUUGUUGGGGUGCCAGCAUGAUGCUGAGCGCUUCCUGUCAGCGGAACACAGCGUGGUGGGAGAGAUCGAAGAUGGCCUGGCCCGGGCCUAUGCUACUUUAGGGGACUGGCAGAAGUCAGCUACCCAUCUACAGAAGAGUCUCCGAGUGGUCGAGGUUCGCCACGGGCCCUCCAGUGUUGAAAUGGGCCAUGAGCUCUUCAAACUGGCCCAGGUCUUUUUCAACGGGUUUGCCAUACCCGAAGCUCUGAACACAAUACAAAAGGCAGAAAAGGUUCUAUUGGUACACUACGGCCCUUGGAAUGACGAGAUCCAGGAGCUACAGAAGAUGAAGUCGUGUUUAUUGGACCUGCCGCCCAUCCCUGUGGGGCCUCCAGUGUAGGGUCCCAAGAGAACUUUGACCCACAGGAAAGGAGCCGUGGAAGAUGAGCUGAAGCGUCUGAGGCGUGGGGAGCACUUGGAAAGCAUUGCAUUUGGAGAGAUGCUCACCUAUUUUGAUGACUGUUUCUUGAAAUUUACUGCCUGCCCUUCAGUAAAAAGUCCCAGUUCCCAGAAAAGACUUAAAACUAGUGCCUGGAGAGCCUAGCCCUUUUCAAGGAUUUUAGCUCGUCUGCAGGCCUCUGGAUGCGGGCCUGGGGUUUUGGCGUGAUGCCACCUCACUAAAGGAUGGUAGUCUGUUUCCUUGGGACAUUCCUAUGGUUUCUAGUAGUAAUGAAAUGUUGUGUACCACUCCGGCGGGAACUCAAACUCUUAGUAGUUGUAUGGUAAUUGAAAAAUAAUUGUAAAGCAAGAAAUCAGUGAGGCUCCUUACUCUAGAGACAGUUACACUUAAUGGUAUCUAACUUCCUCAGAUCCUUUGUUAAAGCCAGUGGCGCAUAAACCGUGAAUAGAGAAAUAAAUAUGGGGCCGUUUUAUGGUUGGGCAAUAUCUUCCUAGGGUGGCAACUCUAAAUUUGUUUUCUGCCGACUUUCCAGUCCUGAUGAUCUGGUUUUCAUCCUGUACUCUUGGCAGACUCAUGACCAGAUACUAAUAAAAUUAGGCGU
This is a messenger RNA of Molossus molossus (Pallas's mastiff bat), 3093 nucleotides long. RefSeq names its product SET and MYND domain containing 4 (gene SMYD4). Gene Ontology annotation, molecular function: protein binding. The transcript has 11 exons. The record is from RefSeq and is a predicted model, not a curated record. Lineage: Eukaryota; Metazoa; Chordata; Mammalia; Chiroptera; Molossidae. Bases 27 to 2432 code for a protein of 801 amino acids.